This is a messenger RNA of Polyodon spathula (Mississippi paddlefish), 1914 nucleotides long. RefSeq names its product transmembrane protein 268-like. The coding region runs from base 38 to 1165 and encodes 375 amino acids. The record is from RefSeq and is a predicted model, not a curated record. NCBI's taxonomy places the organism in Eukaryota, Metazoa, Chordata, Actinopteri, Acipenseriformes, Polyodontidae. The transcript is spliced from 8 exons.
UGGGACACUCCGGCACUCGGGCAGUCCCUGAAUUUGCAUGAUGGGAGCGAGAGAGGAGGUCGCUGGUGCGCCGCAAAGGACAGUACGCGACGCAGCUCGUGCUCUGAUUCUUCUGGGCUCUCGCGGACACUGGUACUCCCCCCAAAUGCCAAGCGACAGGACGUUCUCUGAGUUGAUGGAGGAGAGCCCCCUGGACCCCCCCUCUCCGUCCUGCUGCAAGUCAGCUCUGAGCAAUGGGCAGGUGCUGCAGGUGCUGACAGCUGACAACACGCUCUCCUCGACGGGCGAGUUCGAUUUGCAGGGUUGCACAGAGAGGCUGAGGACCCUAGGGGUACAGGUGUCCUGCUCACAGUACAGGGAGGAGCUGCACCAGGCUGUCACGGACCCCGAGCUGCGCAGAUAUCUAUUCUUCAGCUCGAGAGCCUUCUCCAUGGCUAUAGCAGUGCUGUGCUACGUGACGGUGUGGGUGAACCUGUACACCUCCCUGCGCCUGGUCUCCACGGCGACGCCCUGGUCACUCAGUGUGCUGGUCAGUGUGUCCGCGGCGCUGCUCACUGUGGCGCUGGUGCUGCUGCUGGACCGGCACCGCACUCGCAUGAACACCAACACCGACAUGCGCCUGGCCGGCGUGAACGAGAGGCUGCUGAGACACAAGCUGCUGCUGGGGAUCACAGAGCUGCUGCAGGGCGGCCACGCUCGCCUGCAGCUCUGGUUUGUGUAUUUCGACCUGGCGAUGUGCAGACAGACCCUGACCAGCCGAAUGGAGAAUUGGAAGAGCAGCAAGCCGUCACAGCUACGAGAGCGACUGGACCAGCUCUGCGUCAUCAUCAGCAAACCUCUCAGCCAAUCAGAGGAGGGGAGGGCGGGGCCCCUGGCCGGGGAGGACAUUCCCCUGCUGUCCAGUCUCAGUACAGGGGGCAGGUCCGAGAGGAAGAGCUUUUCCUUCAGCCAGGUGGUGAGACUCGUCCCAGACGGGACGCCCCAGGAGAUGGCUGACCGGCUCCUGUUCAUUUACUCUGGGGCCUACGUCCGGCUGCUUGCCUGCGGAUUGCUGCCCAGAGUGAGCUCGGGUCUGCACGGGGCCGCUCCCUGCGUGUGCCAGUUCAUCGAGGUGGCUGUGCUGGGCUCGGACAGCCCCUGGUGCUGGAGACAAGCUUGUCAAUAGUACCCUGCUCGGAGACCCACACAUUGAAAACAAUAUUCUACCAGAGCAAAUGGACUGAAUCAUUCCACUGGCAGGGCUGGCUUUAGUUUUUUUUUUUUUUUGGAAAUGCAUAUUUUAUAUUGGGAAGGUGUUUUGUUCUAUUUCUCUGUCUUUGUAAAAAUGAAAAAUAUUGAUAAAUAUUUUGGAGAAAACUGCAGCCUGGGUUGAGUAAUUCAGUUGAGUAAGUAAUUCAGUGUGCAGUGAAAGUGUCUGUGCUGGUGUGAGCUCUGCACUGGGCUGCUGUGUGUUGCAGUGAUUCAGUGUGCAGUGAAAGUGUCUGUGCUGAUGUGAGCUCUGCACUGGGCUGCUGUGUGUUGCAGUGAUUCAGUGUGCAGUGAAAGUGUCUGUGCUGGUUUGAGCUCUGCACUGGGCUGCUGUGUGUUGCAGUGAUUCAGUGUGCAGUGAAAGUGUCUGUGCUGAUGUGAGCUCUGCACUGGGCUGCUGUGUGUUGCAGUGAUUCAGUGUGCAGUGAAAGUGUCUGUGCUGGUGUGAGCUCUGCACUGGGCUGCUCUGUGUUGCUGUGAUUCAGUGUGCAGUGAAAGUGUCUGUGCUGGUGUGAGCUCUGCACUGGGCUGCUGUGUGUUGCAGUGAUUCAGUGUGCAGUGAAAGUGUCUGUGCUGGUGUGAGCUCUGCACUGGGCUGCUGUGUGUUGCAGUGAUUCAGUGUGCAGUGAAAGUGUCUGUGCUGGUGUGAGCUCUGCAGUGGGCAGA